Saxophila tyrrhenica is the source of this 1170-nucleotide messenger RNA. RefSeq names its product 3-deoxy-7-phosphoheptulonate synthase (gene ARO3). Gene Ontology annotation, molecular function: 3-deoxy-7-phosphoheptulonate synthase activity. Gene Ontology annotation, biological process: aromatic amino acid biosynthetic process. NCBI's taxonomy places the organism in Eukaryota, Fungi, Ascomycota, Dothideomycetes, Mycosphaerellales, Extremaceae. The record is from RefSeq and is a predicted model, not a curated record. The transcript is spliced from 2 exons. Bases 1 to 1170 code for a protein of 389 amino acids. Gene Ontology annotation, cellular component: cytoplasm.
AUGUCUGAAUUCUUCCUCCCCAAUGCGAAUGUGGGCGAUCGCACGCGAGCAGAGGACUUCCGCAUUCGCGGCAUGACCCCUCUGACACCACCUGACCUCCUCCAACACGAAAUCCGACAAUCUGAGAAGUCGAAAGAAACGGUUCUAGCAGGACGCAACGAUGCCACGGAUGUGGUUCAAGGGACGGAUGCCAACCGCAGAUUACUUGUAGUCGUUGGGCCAUGCAGUAUACACGACCCCGACAUGGCGCUGGAAUACUGCGACCGCCUGCUGGAAUUGAAGAAGAAAUACGAGGACGAUCUGGUGAUUGUGAUGCGAAGCUACCUGGAGAAGCCCAGAACGACGGUCGGCUGGAAAGGGCUGGUCAACGAUCCGGAUAUCGACAACACCUUCAACAUCAACAAAGGACUUCGCACUGCUCGACAGAUGUUCCUCGAUCUUACUGAGAAGGGUAUGCCUCUGGCAUCUGAGAUGCUCGACACCAUCUCUCCCCAGUUCACUGCAGACCUGCUGUCUGUAGGAGCCAUUGGCGCCCGCACGACUGAGAGCCAGAUCCACCGCGAGCUAGCAUCCGGUCUCAGUUUCCCAAUCGGCUUCAAGAACGGGACGGAUGGUACUCUGGACGUCGCUAUUGAUGCCAUCGGCGCAGUAAAGCACCCCCAUCACUUCCUUUCUGUCCAGAAAUCCGGCAACGUUGCAAUCGUAGGAACGGUAGGCAACGACGACUGCUUCGUCAUCCUGCGAGGCGGUAAGAAGGGCACGAACUUCGAUGCGAAAUCCAUCGCAGAGUCAAAAUCCGCACUGGAAGCGAAAGGCCUCCGCGCACGUCUCAUGGUCGACUGCUCGCACGGCAACAGCGAGAAGCAGCAUAAGAACCAAUCAAAGGUCGCGCACGAGCUGGCGAAGCAGCUCCAAGACGGCGAGGAUGGAAUUAUGGGCUGUAUGAUUGAGAGCAACAUUCACGAAGGCAAUCAGAAGGUGCCGAAGGAGGGUAAAGCGGGGCUCAAGUAUGGUGUCUCGAUCACGGAUGCUUGUAUUUCGUGGGAGGAUACGGAGGUUGUGCUGAAGGAGUUGGCGGAGGCGGUAGCGGCGAGGAGGCAGAAGCUGGGUAAGGUGGAGAAGGGUAAGGCGAACGGGGUGGCGGAGAAUGGGGUCAAUGGGCAUGCGUGA